GGAAUGACGGGGACAAGGAAGAUGAAGAAUCAUACAUAAUAAACAGAAAAGAGGCAAAGAGUAUAGUGUGUAGAGAGAGAUAGAAUGAAAGGGGGUGCGGGAGCAGGUUCGUCUUCUUCUUCGUCUUCGUCUUCGUCUUGGAGGGAGAGAGAGAGCGAAAGCAAAGUGAAUCUGAUGAAGCAGAUUCGAAGCCACGAGGUUGCGUUAGCCGAGCUCAAUGCUCUUUCUUCCUCUCGGGCUGUGUAUCAGAAGGAUGGGAACAUAUUUUUCCGUACAACAAUCCAAAAGGCAGUGACAUCUGAACAAAAACAACUUGAUUUGUCAAAAGCUAUGCUAGAAAAGCUGAACUCUCCUUGAUAUGACCUGGCCAACUUCAAUACCAAAUGCACAUCUUCUAGUUGUCCUGGCUAAAGUUUCUGCAGUUCAUAGCGUAUCCAAGUGCUUAGUAUUAUCUAUCUUCUUUUCUAGGCUUCGAUUCACUAUGUAAUAUCGUUGCGAUGGUGAACUAAUCUUAAUGCCUUGUUAUGGUGGGCGAUUUCCUUCCUAUGUGGUAGUAUCUGUACCUAGCAGUAGUUGUUAUUUUUGUUUUCUUUUGGAUCUUUAUUAAUAGAGAUGCCAUACUAUUUUGAUGCA
This is a messenger RNA of Ziziphus jujuba (common jujube), 633 nucleotides long. RefSeq lists its product as uncharacterized. The transcript is spliced from 3 exons. The record is from RefSeq and is a predicted model, not a curated record. The coding region runs from base 85 to 357 and encodes 90 amino acids. Lineage: Eukaryota; Viridiplantae; Streptophyta; Magnoliopsida; Rosales; Rhamnaceae.